GCUAAACUCUCCACAUGUCUGCACACCUCGUAAUAAUGUUCAAUCACGCAGUCAAAUGACACGAUGCCCCGCGGUGCUAGUCGUGGAGCGGUACUGAUAACGUCUCUUCUAGCUGUUAGCUAAAUACCCAGCAUGUUUGUUCAAGUAAAAUACUGCAGUCUAUUUAAAAAGACUUUUAUUUUGAAAGAGUUGUCUAAAUGUAUUUACGUGACAAAGGCACUUUAUUAUGCUUUUGAAUGUGUCAUCUGAUUGUGAUUGGCAAUGGGCCGUUGACUGUGACUGAUGUGUCGGUUAGCUCAUGCUCUUCCACCCCUAUGAAACAUCUGGCACCAGCUGCGCACAAUAACCUUUAUCUUCACUCAAGGAAUCUAUCUUAUGACCCAACAUGUCAUAAGUAAACAUCAGGGCACUCCCUGUGUGAAAGCAGUUUAAUCACUUUACGCAAACAGUAUAUCAGUUUAAAAAUAAUAAUAAGUAGGCUUGGAGUCCUAAUGUUUUCUGUUGGAACAUGUUUAAUGAAGAGACGUUACAGUCAGUGUCCUGUCAGUACUUUAAAAAAAGUUGAACUUCAUGUAAGCCUAAGUAAGGUAGCACAGCUGUGUUUGUUUGUUAAAAUGUACUUCUCUUGUCUGUUUGUCUCAGUGGCAAGUCACCAUGGAGCUCCAGAAAUAUCCCCCUGCCUGUGCGUAAUGUCAGGAGGAUAUUGUUGUUCUGCAUGAUAUUUAUGUAAAUAAUGGAACAAACAAUAUGAUGAGAGUCACGACUGUCCGUCACGACUGUUUGUCACCUGUCUCGACAGAAGCACAUGACCACAGCAGCUCAAAUAGUUCAGAAUUGGUGGUGUUACUGUGCAUAGAUGCAACUCUCAUUGCCUAGCUCCCUAUACUACUUCAGAAGGUGUUCAGCUUCAGGACUUCGCAUGAAUGUGGCGCUUGAUCGCAACAUCCCUGUGCCAACGAUGCCAACGUGUCAAAGCUCUGCCUUUAAACCUAAGGCCAUGUGCAACACUGAGCUCAGCAGAGAACCAGCAGACCGUGGAGGCUCUCUAUGAUCUCUCUGUGGACAUCCAGAAGGUCCGGAAACUUAAGGGCUGGGUCCUGCAUCAGAGUCCAGCCUAUGCUAAGGAGGUAGGUAACCUGCUGCAGGACAUGGGAGCUUCAGGCUCCAUCGUUGCCCGGAUCCUAGCAGCCCACCCUGAGGCAGUCCUCUGUCACCCAGAGCAGAUGCAGGCUCAGAGGGAGCUGUGGAUGUCCGUGUGCCCGAACCAGAAAGAGCUGGUUGGUAUAAUUGAGAAAUUUCCAGCCUCCUUCUUCACCUCCUCCAGCCACAAUGACAACCAGCGGAACAACAUCGCUUACUUCCAGAGAUUAAACAUCAACAAGCGAAUCAUCACCAAGCUCAUGGCUAGCGCUCCCCAGAGCUUCAGCCGGCCAGUAGAGCAGAACGAGGUGAUGGUGCGCACCCUCCAGCAGGCCUAUCAGGAGCUUGGGGGGGGGGAGGCUAACAUGAAGAUCUGGUUUCAGAAGCUGCUGAGCCAGAACCCGUUUGUUCUCCUCAAGGCCCCCGAGGUGCUGAGGGAGAACCUGCUGUUCUUGAGAGACAAGGGCUUCAGCGCGGCAGAACUACUCCGCCUCCUAUCCAAACUCAGGGGCUUUGUCACAGAGCUGAACCCGGACACCAUGCGCUGCACCAUGGCAUACUCCCAGGACACCAUGUGCUGCUCCGAGACAGAGCUGCGGGACAUCAUCCUCAACUGCCCGGCCCUGCUUUACUACCCUGAAGCUAUACUGGCUGAGCGCUUUGAGGGCCUCCUUGGCGCUGGUAUUAGCAUGUCUCAAAUCAGAGAGACUCCGACUGUUUUGGAGCUGACCCCGCAGAUAGUUAAUCAUCGCAUCCAGCUACUGCGGGCGCAUCGUUAUGACAUAAAGACUGGUAGUCUGGAAGUCCUAAAUGGCACUAAGAAGGACUUUGAGAUGAGCUACGGAAAACUUCAGCUACGUAGAGAGAGACCACUUUUUAACCCUGUUGCUCCUUUAAAAACAGAUGACUGACAGAGGCCGUAUGGACUAAUGCAAGUGAAUUAAAGCUGGAACUGGAUGUAUA
Messenger RNA from Micropterus salmoides (largemouth bass), 2103 nucleotides. RefSeq names its product mitochondrial transcription termination factor 2 (gene mterf2). The transcript is spliced from 2 exons. Gene Ontology annotation, molecular function: double-stranded DNA binding. Gene Ontology annotation, biological process: termination of mitochondrial transcription; regulation of DNA-templated transcription. Gene Ontology annotation, cellular component: mitochondrial matrix. The record is from RefSeq and is a predicted model, not a curated record. Lineage: Eukaryota; Metazoa; Chordata; Actinopteri; Centrarchiformes; Centrarchidae. Bases 924 to 2051 code for a protein of 375 amino acids.